AUGUCAGUCUCAGAUCAACACCAUCAACAACAAUCGCAGCAUCAAUUUGGACAAGCAGGUGUUGCCUCUGCUCCUUUCCAAAUUACAAGCACUUAUAUUCCUAGUUAUCAAACAGCACAAAUUCCUGCUUCCACCACCUCCUCCUCUUCUUCUUCAGCACCAUCUUACCCAACCAUGCUUCCCUCAUACACUGCGACUCAACAGAGUCCGGCAAAUAACCCAGCUCAUCAACAAACUUAUGGUGCACAAUACCUGCAUUAUCUUCAACAACAACAACAACAGCAGGAGCAACAACAACAACAACAACAAUCUCUCGAACCACUUCCAUCUAUAUUUGUGACACAAAACCAAUCUCGAGUUACACACCAAGUUAACGAAACACUUUAUCCUGCCUACUAUGGUACUGGAAUCAGUACUGGUACCAAUUCUAGUACCAAUGCCGUAUCAACAGUUUCUAAUGCUGCAGCUCCUUCAAUCAAUUCAGGUUCCGGUACCAAUAUCACUUAUUCCGCAGUACCAUCCUAUUCGCCGUAUAUGCAAUUGGGUGAUAAUGGCCAAUACUCAACUACAGCACCAUUACCUUCUUCUUCCUCUUCCACUUCUGCCUCCGCCUCAUCACCAUACUCCUACCAGCAAAUUAAUCCAUAUUCAACCUCCCUAGCACCAGGUUACAAUGCUGUGCACACCCAUUCACAUCAACCACAAAUGCACUCGUCACAACGGUAUCCUGCUAGUCCCGCGUCCAUGUCAGACAAAACAUCAAUCUCGUCAGUAGCUUCAACGGCAUCGAUGCCACCACUUCCACAACCACAUCUUUAUGCUUCAAAUACAACAACAAUGAUGGCUCCACCAAUGCCAUCACAACAACAACAACAACAACAACAACAACACCAUCAAUCGUCGCUAACAUCAUCAACAAAUCUACAAUAUGCACCAUCAGCAAACACAAAGGGGGAGGAAAUUGACUACUCCUCAAUCGUAUCUUACACUAUUUCACCAUCAUUAAAGCGCAAGAGGAGACAAAAGAAGUCGAACUUGGUUACACCUUCUUCUUCUUUAUCCCUAUCAUCAUCAUCAGCGUCGUCAUCAAUCCUCGACCCAUUGAACCGGACAGAAACAUACCCUUGUCCACAAUGUGACAAGGUAUUCCAGAAACCAUACAACUUGAAAUCACACAUGAAAACUCACUCUACUGAAAAGCCAUUCCAAUGCUCCUACUGUCCCAAAACUUUUGCAAGAAGUCACGAUAAAAAGAGACACGAAGUAUUGCACAAAGGUACAAAAAAUUUCAAGUGCGAAGGUUAUUUGCAAGAUGGAAAAACAAGAUGGGGAUGUGGGAAGAGGUUUGCCAGGAGCGAUGCCUUGUCUCGUCACUUUAGGACCGAGACCGGAUGGUUAUGUAUUAGACCACUAAUGGAUGAAGCCAAGAGGUUGGAAGAACAAGGUUUUCCAACAAAUUUGAGCAAGAACCAAAGUAUAAAUUCUAAUGGUGCCGGUGUUGCUGGUCUUCCCAGAUUAGAUGAGUAUGCCAGUGGAUUACUGCAAAUGCACCAGCAUCUGCAACUGUACACCAACCAACAACAACAACAACAACAACAACAAGGAACUAAUAGUGGUGAACAUAAUGAUGAAACUUAUGACAACUCGCAAUUAAUUAGAAAAAUGAUAUAUAACAAGUAG
Lodderomyces elongisporus is the source of this 1680-nucleotide messenger RNA. RefSeq names its product C2H2-type zinc finger protein. NCBI's taxonomy places the organism in Eukaryota, Fungi, Ascomycota, Pichiomycetes, Serinales, Debaryomycetaceae. Gene Ontology annotation, molecular function: DNA-binding transcription factor activity, RNA polymerase II-specific; RNA polymerase II cis-regulatory region sequence-specific DNA binding. The transcript has a single exon. The coding region runs from base 1 to 1680 and encodes 559 amino acids. The record is from RefSeq and is a predicted model, not a curated record. Gene Ontology annotation, biological process: regulation of DNA-templated transcription.